UUUAUAGUAUUUAGUAAUAUUCGGUUUGUAAUAUAAAUAAAUAGAACUGUUAAUCUGGGUUUGUAAGUUGAUACCACUUUUUUUCUCAGAUACCAAGAAGUAAGAAGUUCCCAGAUAUUUUUUACAUUUUCAUAGUUAUAAAGUAAUAAAAAAUUAUCAAUAGAAUUUCCAUCACUUCCUAAGCAUAACAAAAACAUUUAUAUUCUUCAUUCCAGUGAAUAUUACACUCGCAGGGCCGGUACUUGGCUCCUACAAGCGAGCAUCUUUUCCUGUGUUAGUGCAGUUGUGCAUCAAGCAACCAUGGGAAUUAUGUGGACCUACCUAACGUUCUUCAUUUGUUUCACCAGUGCCGUGGAGCAAUAUUCAUCCAGUUAUUAUUGUGCGAAUAUGCAACCACAACAAAUUAUGAGCGUGCCACAGUUGAUGGGAAUGUGGUUCGUCGUAGAAAAAAUAGAUCAUCUCGACGAAAGACAUUAUGCAAAGCGUUUGCGGACUUGCCCGGUUAUCCAUAUCUCUGAAGAUCGAUCUCAUACUACGCUGAAUCCUUUGUACAAGGGUAACCAAUACAGAGGCUACGGAGAAGGUUUUGGUUAUGGUACGGAUGGGUCCCAGUAUGGAAAAACUCGAGAACAAAUCGACCAAGAACGUCGGCAGAAACUUGAAUACGUCAGCGGGAUGACGCACGAAAGGAACUAUCCCAGGAGGACGUACCAAAAUUACAACAUGGACAAGGGCCAUCUGAGGAUAUACUGGGACGAGGAGGGAGACAGCACCGAAUACCACGUGUGGUAUAAUAUUACCGAGCCUGGGUUCUGGAUCAGUUCAGGUCCGGAAAAUGGAGCAGUGUUAAAAAGCCAGUUCAGCCACUACGCUGGCAACAUACAGGUCCAGAAAGUGGUAGGCGACCACAUGGUGCUCACAUUCUGCCAUCCUCAGCCUCGUCAGUUUUUCUCUGUGCUUUUAUCCAGAGAAACAAAGCUCAGUUCUGUUGAGGUGCACAGCGUGCACCGGAUGCUCGACAGGAAAGGUUUUAAAAUCAGUGCAGUCGAAAAACUGUGCAACAAGAGCGGUAGAUUCGCUCUGAGCAACUGGCUAGGUUUGAGUUUGGUUGUUCUUUUUUAUCUGCAGAAUAGUUAAGUGGGAGUCAUUAACUAGUGUCGAUUUUUUUUUUUUUAUUUAGAAAUGGGUAUAAAGUAGAAUCAGUAGCAGAAUACUGAACAAGUCAGUUAGGUAAAAGUUUGUAUAUGAUUAAAACUGUAUUUAUAAGGGAAAAUAUUAAUUAUACAGGGUGUUUGGUAAGUCAAUAGUCGGAGGU
Anoplophora glabripennis (Asian longhorned beetle) is the source of this 1315-nucleotide messenger RNA. RefSeq lists its product as uncharacterized. The coding region runs from base 301 to 1137 and encodes 278 amino acids. NCBI's taxonomy places the organism in Eukaryota, Metazoa, Arthropoda, Insecta, Coleoptera, Cerambycidae. The transcript has 5 exons. The record is from RefSeq and is a predicted model, not a curated record.